AUGCGCCAGAGACGGUGCGGCCACGAGUGGUCGCAGCGUGACAGAGACAAACACAUGCGCCAGAGACGGUGCGGCCACGAGUGGUCGCAGCGUGACAGAGACAAACACAUGCGCCAGAGACGGUGCGGCCACGAGUGGUCGCAGCGUGACAGAGACAAACACAUGCGCCAGAGACGGUGCGGCCACGAGUGGUCGCAGCGUGACAGAGACAAACACAUGCGCCAGAGACGGUGCGGCCACGAGUGGUCGCAGCGUGACAGAGACAAACACAUGCGCCAGAGACGGUGCGGCCACGAGUGGUCGCAGCGUGACAGAGACAAACACAUGCGCCAGAGACGGUGCGGCCACGAGUGGUCGCAGCGUGACAGAGACAAACACAUGCGCCAGAGACGGUGCUGCCACGAGUGGUCGCAGCGUGACAGAGACAAACACAUGCGCCAGAGACGGUGCGGCCACGAGUGGUCGCAGCGUGACAGCGACAAACACAUGCGCCGGAGACGGUGCGGCCACGAGUGGUCGCAGCGUGACAGCGACAAACACAUGCGCCGGAGACGGUGCGGCCACGAGUGGUCGCAGCGUGACAGAGACAAACACAUCCGCCAGAGACGGUGCGGCCACGAGUGGUCGCAGCGUGACAGAGACAAACACAUGCGCCAGAGACGGUGCGGCCACGAGUGGUCGCAGCGUGACAGAGACAAACACAUGCGCCAGAGACGGUGCGGCCACGAGUGGUCGCAGCGUGACAGAGACAAACACAUGCGCCAGAGACGGUGCGGCCACGAGUGGUCGCAGCGUGACAGAGACAAACACAUGCGCCAGAGACGGUGCGGCCACGAGUGGUCGCAGCGUGACAGAGACAAACACAUCCGCCAGAGACGGUGCGGCCACGAGUGGUCGCAGCGUGACAGAGACAAACACAUGCGCCAGAGACGGUGCUGCCACGAGUGGUCGCAGCGUGACAGCGACCAAGCACCCUCGCCAGAUACAGUGCUAUAG
Bacillus rossius redtenbacheri is the source of this 996-nucleotide messenger RNA. RefSeq lists its product as uncharacterized. Bases 1 to 996 code for a protein of 331 amino acids. The transcript has a single exon. NCBI's taxonomy places the organism in Eukaryota, Metazoa, Arthropoda, Insecta, Phasmatodea, Bacillidae. The record is from RefSeq and is a predicted model, not a curated record.